AUGGCUAGUCGGAAGAAGCCUUUAGCGGAGCAGCUAGCGGAGCUGCUAACCCCCGCGCCGACCGCGGGCCACGAGGACCCCGAGGACGCGCAGGGCUUCGGCGCAGAGGCGCGCGCGAUCUUCGGCGGAGACGACUCGGCGGAAGCGGGGGAAGGAUGGAGCGCGGGAGAAGCCGGGAUUGUGCGCGUGGGGGAGGCUGGCGCAGGGCAGAAGCGCGGGGAGCGCAAGUCUGCGGUCAAGGAGAAGGGGCUGAAUUUGCGCGGGAAUUUGGUAAUGGAGGGACGGGAAUACGGGGGGAAUAAGAGCAGCAGAUCGGCUCUUUUUGACGGGUGGGCGGAUGACGAUGAUGACGCGGAGGAUGACGACAUGGAGGAUGAUGUGGAUGAGAGAAUGCAGAAGGCUGGUGAUGCGGGGAGGGUUGAAGAUCAAGAGGUGGAGGAAGGGAGUGAAGAGGAGGAGGAGGGGGAAGAUGGGGAGGACGGGGAGGACAACGCAGACGAGGAUGAGGAUAACGAGGAUGACACUAGCGAGGACGAGUAUAGCGAGGAUGCCGAGGACGAGGCGUUACAAGGGAGUGAGGACGAGCUCGAGGGCGGCGCGCUCUUGACGGCGGCGCGCGCCACGAUGGACCUUGGGAUGGACGCGCUCGAUCGAGACUUCGAGGCCGCUUUAAAGGACGAGUUUCGGCCAGCUGCUGCAGUAGCGGGACGGGAUCUAAGAGCUAGUAACGAGGACGAUGAUGACGAGGAUGGGGAGGGUGUAGGUCACGGGGGAGGCGGUGGGGACGCCGGCGGCGGCGCGCCGGUGGCUAUAGCGAGAAGUGCUUUUAAAGGGGCGGUUCGUGACGAGGAUAAGGGCCGCGCGGUAGCCGCGCAACGCGCGCUGUGGGACCGCGCGCUGGAGCUCCGCAUAGCCCUACAGCGCCCGCUGCAGUCCGCGUGCCGCCUCCCCCACGCGCGCGCGCACGCCGCCUACGCGGCUGUAGCGCCGGACGCGGCGGCGGAGUUCCAGGCUGUAGCGGCCGGCACGCGGACGGCUAUCCGGCAGUUCCUGACGUUGCAGGACGAGCUGUUCAGCCGGAACGCGGCGGUUGACGGCUCUUUCAAAACCGCGCGGGAGGCGCUGGCGGGAGGCGGAGAAGGGGAAGGAUCGGGGCGACAGGGGCAAGGAGGGGAAGGAGACACCGUCGGGGGUUUAAGCGGAGGUUUAGGGUUCGAUCAGGGUUCUAUAGAGGGUGGGAGCUGCGAGGAGGUCUGGGAGCAGAUCUCGAGGAUGUACGAACGGUUCCGACCCUUCUCCCAGAGCUCCAUAGACAGGUGGCAUCGCAAGACCCUGCUGACUUCAGGGGCCAUGGCGGCGGGUCGCAACAGCAGCCGGCUGAGGGCGCUCAACCAGAGCGUCUCCCAGCAGGUCGCCUCUGCCCUCCGCGCCCCCGGUCGCCUCAUCCAACGGUCCAGAUUGCCCCGCGAGACCGUCAGUGUGAUUGGAGCGAAAGCGGAAGCUCUGGCUGCUGCUGGUGCGGCUGGGAAGAAGCGGAAGGGGUUGGAUGGUGUACGUGGAGGGGAGAGAGAGGGAGUGGUGAUGGGGGAGAACGGUUUUGUGCAGGGAAAGCAGGGUGAGGAGGAGGAGGAAGAAAAGGAGGGGAGCCAAAAGCAGCAGGUGGCGGAGCAGGAGGAAGAGGAGGAGGAAGGGGGAGGGGGGGAGCAGGGGGAACAGGAGGGCGAGUGGGACAUGGAUUCAUACGACGAUACAGAGUUCUACCAACAGCUUCUUCGAGAGUUCCUCGACUCAUCCCACCUCGAAGAACUCGGCAUUGCCUCCCAGCAGGUGGUGCGGCGGCUGAGAGGCAGCAAGGGCAAGGCAGUGGACAGGCGGGCGUCCAAGGGCCGCAAGGUGCGGUACGCUCCGAUGCCUGCUCUUGUUAAUUUCAUGGCUGCGGAGCCGGUGCAGCUGCCGCCCGUUGUGGAGCGGCUGUUUGGAAACCUCUUCGGACAGGUGCAUGGGAAGAACAAGGGCAAGGCGGUGGACAGGAGGGCGUCCAAGGGCCGCAAGGUGCGGUAUGCGCUGAUGCCGGCUCUCGUGAACUUCAUGGCCGCGGAGCCGGUGCAGCUGCCGCCCGUGGUGGAGCGGCUAUUUGGGAACCUCUUCGGGCAGGUGCACGGGAAGAAGUAG
Messenger RNA from Closterium sp. Naga37s-1, 2172 nucleotides. The record is from the annotation of a GenBank genome assembly. Lineage: Eukaryota; Viridiplantae; Streptophyta; Zygnematophyceae; Desmidiales; Closteriaceae.